ACUCUCAACCCACUUAUUCGAUCGGGCCAACGAGUUAAACCGGUUGAAAACGUUGAGCAUUAGCCUAUAAGGUUUGAAAAUUUUACUUGACGGCCUUUGGUGGGAAAAUCGCUGGUCGGUUCGUCCCCCGACUCUUCCUCCUCGACUGUUGCAAGCGUUUUUAACCUCGCCGGGCUCCGUCUCCGCCAUAGUAACCACUUGCCAGCCCUCCGUCUGCAGAUGGAGAUGUCAGACGAAAAUGGCUAUCGGUUGCCUCAUACUGCGCCCUCCAAAGUCAUCUCUCAAGAGCAGCGAGCUCGAAUUUCACAAAACUUCAGAGCCGCCAAGGCUCUUCUUGCUCGGAAACGGCCGCGCGACACCACCGCCGUCGCUUUCCCUUGCCGGUUUUCUCCUCAUAAAGCUAGGGAAAUCGAGACUGCCGAAUCACCUGCUCCAAUUAGUACCAUAAAGAGAGUUCCUCUUUCAGAAAUAUCAGCAAACACUUUAUCUGUGGUUCAUUUUGGGGGCAUAAACUCUAGGCUAGAAACGCCGGUGCGUAAGCCGGAGCCAGUCUCUGGGACAGUUUGUCUUCCUUUGGUUGGUGAAAGUGCUUCAGAAUCUUUUGUGACCCCAAUUAAACAGCAGCUAGAGUGUUCUGGCUUCAGCAAUUACUCAUCUAUUACUUCUACUAGCCUACUGGAUGAUGAAUUUGAUGAAUCCGUCCUGGAAGCAAUCGAUGCUAUAUGUGAACAAGCUUCUGCUGCAAAAGAUAAGGAGACUCCGAUCGGCAGUAUUCGUGUGGACAACGAGCGCGGUGAAAUGGUCUUAGGAGGCCAUGGCAGUGUUUGUGCUGUGGGUAUUGCUGCCAAUGGGGACAAGAGGAUGGGAAGUGUGUUGGGCUCGGGGGAUGAUGAUGAAUCCAGGGAAAGUGAUGAUGGUAAUACGUCAGAGACCAUGUCAUGUGAGGAAAUGCCCAGCGAGUACUCCAAGUAUUUGCAGUCUUUGAAUGACAGACAAAGGGAGGCGGCUUGUAGUGAUAUUUCAGUCCCUUUGAUGAUUGUUGCUGGUCCAGGAAGUGGCAAGACUUCUACUAUGGUUGGUCGUGUUCUGAUGCUGCUCAAUAAGGGUAUUAGUCCAUCGAACAUUUUGGCGAUGACUUUCACCACAGCUGCAGCAUCUGAGAUGCGAGAUAGAAUUGGAGCAGUAGCCGGGAAAGCCACAGCUAAAGAGCUUCCUAUCAGCACAUUCCAUUCAUUUUCCUUGCAACUUUGUAGAUUGCAUGCUGAGAAGUUGGAGAGGACUCCAGACUUCUUGAUAUACGGUCAUAGCCAUCAGAGAAGGGCAGUCAUUGAGGCUAUCCGCUUAUUAGAGAAGGAAAAUCAAACUAUCCAGAACAAUGAUUCCUUGAAAAGUGCUGAAGAUGGUAAUCUUGGUCCUGAGUGUUUCAAGGAUACAUCAAAGAAGUGGCUCAAGUUUGUGACUCAGGCUAAGGCUUCAGGAGAGUCUCCUGCAGAUUAUGUCAAACUGGGCAACAAGACAGGAGCAGCCAUCCUUGGGAACUACAAUGACAUAUUGAGAUCCUGCAAUGCUCUGGAUUACCAUGAUUUGAUCAGCUGUUCUGUAAAGUUGCUCACCAAUUUUCCCGAAGUGUUUAAGGAGUGCCAGGAUUCGUGGAAAGCAAUCGUGAUUGAUGAGUUUCAGGACACAAGUGCUAUGCAGUACACUCUUCUGAAACUUCUAGCAUCCCAUAAUCGCAUAACAAUUGUUGGUGAUGAUGAUCAGUCCAUUUUCAGCUUUAAUGGAGCUGACAGUUCUGGGUUUGAUUCAUUCCGUCAUGAUUAUCCAACCUAUAAAGAGAUUCGACUCAAUAAGAACUAUCGAUCGACACGCUACAUUGUUGAGGCUGCCUCAUCACUUAUAAAAAAUAACAUCAGACGUUGCCAACUUAAGGAUAUCCUAACCGACAAUUCUUCCGGAUCUAAGGUGAUCAUAAAGGAAUGUCAGAAUGAUGAAGCACAAUGUAAUUUUGUUGUUGACAAAAUAGUGGAAACUGUAUCGGAGGCCACAUCUGACAAGCCUUCUUAUGGAAAUAUAGCCAUUCUUUACCGGAGACAGGUAUCAGGAAAACCAUUCCAAAUAGCAUUUCGUGACAGGAAAAUACCAUUUAAUGUUCAUGGCGUGGCCUUCUACAGGAAAAAGGUAGUCAAGGCCAUUAUUGCUAUGCUGAGGACCACAAUACCUGGUUGUGAUGAUGAUGGGGCAUAUCGGCAAGUCUUCAAGGCUUUGCUUCCUUUUGACAAGGAAGAAAAAAAGAUGGUUAUUGGUCACAUUGACAAAAUAUCAAUCACCAGAAAAUGCCCCUUUGUAUCUGCAGCCCGUGACAUCUUUACUGCCAAGGUUUCCGGUACCUUUAAGAGGAGCCAACUCACCCAGGGACGUAAGGUGUUAACAACUCUAGAGAUGAUAUCCAAACUCAUUCAUAGGGAACAGUCAAUUUCAGCUGUCAUAACUUCAGCAGCUAACAUGGUACCUCAGAAGUACCUUCUAGAGCAAAGGGCGGUGGUAGAUGUUGACGGGGGGAAAUUGCUGAAUGAAGACAAUGAUAUGCGAUCUGUUCUUCAGUACUUGCUGGAUGAUGUUACUGAUUUCAUGUCCACACCAAUUGCUAAAAAAGAAGAAGGGAGCAGUGACAAUACGAUGGAAGAGAAGGGUUGUGCUAAGCAGCUGAAAGCAUUUCUCGAGUACGUAGCAGAGCGGGAGAAAGAAAACUUCCGCUCUCGGAGACAAGAUAAUAACAAUUCUGUUACCUUGACCACUAUUCAUCAGUCAAAAGGGUUAGAAUGGGACGUGGUUUUCAUAAUAAAGGCAAAUGAUUCAGAAAUCCCUUUGUUGUAUGAAUACAAUGGUGUUGCAAAGGAACAUGGCAAUUCAAUCGAAGAGGAACGCCGUCUGUUAUAUGUGGCAAUGACUCGUGCCAGAAAGAAGCUCUUCAUUCUUUACGUCACAGUGGAUUCAAAUUGGCAGAUGCUGCAACCAUCCCGGUUUCUCAGGGAAAUUCCGAAUCAUCUUCGGGAGAUUCAGGCAGAUGUCUGUCUUCAGGACUUAGAGCCAAAAUGUCCUAGAAUCCUUAAAGUCUCCGCCAACUCUGCUGAUGGCAUUGCAAAUGAGAAAGAAAGUCCUGAAUUUGAUACGAAACCAGACAAACCCUGUAAUAAGGAUCAAAUUGAUUCAGCUUCAGAGGAGACGAUGGAAGCAAUUGAAGCUUACAAUUCAAAUGGGUUCAUAAAGAGAUUUGCUGUCGAAGACAGGUCAGUGGUUUCCCACAUAUUCCAUCAAUGGGCAAAGAAACUAGCCUUUCAAACUCCCAAAAGGUUACUUGACAAGGUCGGAUUCGUGAUUGAUGAACGCUUGAGGGUGAAGAAAACCAAACACAAGGAUGUUUUGCAAGGCUUGAAAUCUUGUUUGAGCUGCGACGAAGCAUUUCAGUAUGCAGAAUAUGUCUUACGAUGGGAGAAGAUUCCAGCUGACAAGCGAGCUCAUAUUAUGCGAGAGAAACAGGAGCACUUCCAGAAACUGAGGAUCGAGAAGUCCAUGAGUACAUCUGCACCCACACCGAAGCAGAUUGCAUAUCUGCAGAACUUGGGAUGCACCACGUCUCCAACAUCACGCCUUCAUGCCUGCCGUUUGAUUGAACAGUAUAAAUCCUUGUGACCGACACUCCAGACAUCUGGACCAAAAAGCAUGGUCCAUGAAACCGUACCGGAGACCGUAUCGGGAAAGUCAGCGGUAGGCUAUUUUAUGGUAAAACCGUGAUUUAACCGUAGUUCAACCGUUAUACCGGUAAAUACCGCCUAUCGACUUAGCCUUCGAUAUUGGUAUUUCGUGAUUGAACCGCCGGUACGGUACGGUUUCAUGGACACCGCCAAAAAGGCGGCGGUAGUUGGCCCCGUUUUCUGUCUGUCCGCCUGCUGUUUAUCUAUUUCUCACUCGAGUGUAAAUUUGGAAAUCUACCCAUUUACGAUUUACCAUCCACCGGAUGACUGAUAAAUUUUAAUGAGAACAUCAUGUUGUGGAACUUGCUUUGACCAGAUGUUAGGAUUAGCGAGCAUCAUUUAUAUUUGAUCGUGAGGAAUGUGUCAUUGACUUAGAUAAUAGGGAGACUGCGCGGAAACUAGAUGAUGCAUCAUGGUUUGAAGAUCCAAAAGAGGUGAUGAAACUUUAGGGUUUUCAUGCACCAUUUGGCAAUUGGGAGUUCAAAAAUAUUUGUAAUAAUUUUGAAAAAUUGACUCUGGACUCCAAUGCUCAAUUGAUUGAGUGAGAAUUAGGAGAUACGCCUAGGACUUAACCUUAUUCACAUACACUUCAACUAUGGUUUCCCCCCCUCCCCACCCAAACUAUGCCUUUUGUAUGUGAUUAUGAAGGGUAAGCCUGUUGGAAUUUCUACUAGUAUUGCUUUAGCCUUGAAAUGCUGCUCUAUUUGGUUGUGCCUCAACCACGUGCUUGUUAUUAUCUACCACAAAGUUUGAAUCAAGUUGGUGAUGGUCUAGAGCAAGAGAACUUGAGCUGCAAGUAAUGAUUGUUCAGCUCGAACAAUCCAACAAUCUCUCAACACCCAACAACGCAGCUCGAACAUUCCAACCACAUCCUUCUUCCAUCUUCUUACGUUCCACAUGCAAUUCUGUUUUGAUGGAUCUGUAUGCAUCUAACUCGAAAUUUUGACUCACAGCCUCUCAUUUCAAAACCCUCUGGAGAAUUCCCUUUUGCGAGAAAAUAUCAUAUUUCACUUGGAAUGGAGUCGUUGAAUCUAACACCAAUAUAGGUGAGAUCUCUGAGUUAUUGUUGUUAUCAUACAUCGGAUAUGAUAGGAGCAUUGCAUAGUGCGGGGUGGAUCGUUCAUGUUUGAUAGAUUCAAGAAGUUCCCGAUUGGUAAUUAGGGAUUAGAGAGGAAGAAAUUAGCGAUUUAGAGGAAUUGGGGAAGAGUUGAGAGAAAAUUUUGGGAGAAGAAGAUUAGAGAUUUAGGUUUUAACUUUUUGCAUUACUUCAUCAUCACUAUUAUAAUACAGAGGACUCAAGCUUGGGCAUGAAGGAUCAUUAUACUCAUCCCUCACUGAUUCUUUAUUCUCGCUACAAACAUGGGCGAAGUCGAAUGAGUUGUAUGCUUGGAGAAGCUGCUCUACCACUACCAUAUUCAGGUUGUCCUAGUGUAUAAAUGUAUUAUAUAUAUAUAUAUAUAUAAUACACUUUUUCGGGUGCACUCGCCUCAUAAUUGUCAUUCUGAUCAUGCGAUUCAUGUCAAAACGGUAUCAAUUGUUGCUUAUGAUAUUAUGAACAAGAAGCACACGAAUCUGAAAAAAAAUUCAUUCAAAAUUUACUUUAAUUCGAAGGAUUUAUGAUUUAGGGAUUUAGGGUUAGGGUUUAGGUUUACAAUUUGGGAUUUUGGGUUGGGAUUCAAAAUUGAAUGUUAAGGGGUUAGGGUAAUGGAUUGAUUUGUUAUGAUUCUAUGUCAUAUCAUCAUAUUAUAUUGAAAGUACUAAUUAAAGUUCAAAAUUUGA
Linum trigynum is the source of this 5531-nucleotide messenger RNA. The record is from the annotation of a GenBank genome assembly. Lineage: Eukaryota; Viridiplantae; Streptophyta; Magnoliopsida; Malpighiales; Linaceae.